This is a messenger RNA of Symsagittifera roscoffensis, 999 nucleotides long. RefSeq lists its product as uncharacterized. The record is from RefSeq and is a predicted model, not a curated record. The transcript is spliced from 2 exons. Gene Ontology annotation, molecular function: G protein-coupled peptide receptor activity. Gene Ontology annotation, biological process: neuropeptide signaling pathway. NCBI's taxonomy places the organism in Eukaryota, Metazoa, Xenacoelomorpha, Acoela, Convolutidae. The coding region runs from base 1 to 999 and encodes 332 amino acids. Gene Ontology annotation, cellular component: plasma membrane.
AUGAAUUCAACUGAAUCUGUAACUGAAUUCAAUGUAACUGCAGCUGACGAGCAGGAGGGGUUUCCCUGGGCGAAGGGGACAGACUACUUGUGUCUCUAUGGCAUGGUUGUCACCUGUCUCGGCUUCCUCCUCAACUAUAUCUGCUUUGUGACUGUCGGCCACAUGCCCUCCUCCAACAGUGCAUAUCUGAUGAGGAUUCUGGCUGUUUGGGACUCUAUUGGAGCCAUGGCCGAUGGAAUUCUCCAUCUCGGUCUCCGAUACUUCAACGUCAUGAUUGCAAACUUCAAUGCUACAAUCUGCAAGCUGUUCUAUUUCCACUCGUAUGGGAGCAGCAUUGCCUGCAACUACCUCAUGGUGGCCCUGGCUAUGGACCGAUUGGUGGCCAUAAAAUUCCCAUUCGUCCAUAGAAACAACUCGUCAAUCAAAGUGGCCAUGAUUAUUGGCUCAGGCUGUGUAUGUUUUGCGUAUUUCAUUUCUCUACCGGUCUUAUAUUUUUUCGACUUGAACGACGAUGAAUUAUGCGUGAUGCUGGCCCAAAAUGUUCCAACUCUCUUAGACUACUACAGCGUGAUCUCAAACCAUAUUUUCUUUUUCGGACUGCCCUUUUCACUCAUAGUUUUCGCAAACAUAUUUUUCAUUCGAGAGCUUCAACAUCGCAAAUCGGCUAUGCGAAAGUCGGCGGGGACGACAGCCGGCAACGACGAACAAGCGAAGCGAAAACUGAGAGCCGAGAAAAGUUACAUAGUCAUGCUGAUGUUUCUGACGGGGUCGUUUCUCGUGUUCUCGUUGAGCGUCGCGGUCUUCAACCUUCUCGGCAUCCAGAUCGCUCUCAACGACGAAUACACCCAGGAACAAGCGAACUUCUUCGCAGUGAUGGCUGAAAACUGCAUGAUCAUGAACAACUCUCUUAACUUCUUGUUUUACUUCAUGAGUGGUGAAAUGUUCCGAACUGCGUUGAAAGCUGCUUGGAAAAAAGGAUUCAUUUACUCGAAAGGCUAA